AUGGGCAUGGGCGUGGGCAUGGAGAUGGAAAGAAUUCUCGUUCGGCAGGUUCGAACGUACGGCCUCAGCAGGCGACCAGGCUCAUGGCGGCGGUCUGUCCAGCCCGUGUUCGCGUCGUGGCAACGGCAUCAGCAUCAGCAUCAGCAUCAACCCCGACGGCACUUCCACUUCUCUCGUCGCGCGGAUCUGGAGAAGCCAUAUCUUCUCGCAGACAUUGGUGAAGGAAUCACCGAAUGUCAAAUCAUCUCGUGGUCGGUGAAGCCGGGAGACAAGGUGGAGGAAUUCGAUCCGAUUUGCGAGGUCCAGUCCGACAAAGCCACGGUUGAGAUAACGUCGCGCUUUGACGGGACCAUCACCGCUCUGCAUUAUGAAGAAGGGGACGUCGCCGUGGUCGGCAAGCCGCUGUUGAACAUGGACAUUCCAGAUGACGUGGUGGCUUCUGCGGCUGGCGUCGCGGACAAGCUGCUGGCGGGCUCGGGUCCUGAUCCAGAGGCAGAUGUAGGAGAGCCACAGGCGGUCCCUGUCGGCCACGGAGACCUCAGUGCACCGCUGCCAGCUCCCACUCCCUCCCCCUCGUCCAAACCCGAGUCCGAGGCCCCGGUGGUGAAUCAGAACGUGGCCUUGACUCCGGCAGUCCGCCAUAUGCUCAAGGAGGCCCAGAUCGACCCUCGCACCGUCCGAGGCACAGGCAAAGACGGCCGCAUCACGAAAGAUGAUGUGCAGCGGCACCUGUCUGCCUCUGCCUCGACCUCAGCCUCGUCGCACUCGGAAGUGGCCACUCCUACUCAGACACCGACACCGACACCGACGCCAUCCGCCGUGUCUGCCCCUGGGGACCAAAGCGUGCGCCUGACGGCGACGGAAAACGCCAUGUUCAAAGUCAUGACCCAAGCGCUGAGCAUCCCGCACUUCCUCUUCACACACAAGGUCGACAUCACGUCGCUGAACAGCUACCGCAAGAAAGCCAACUCGAGGGCGAUCCUGAGCCAGAUCCAGCCAGCCACAGCCGCGACCCCCAAACUGACCGUGUUGCCGUUUAUCCUCAAGGCGCUCUCGCACGCGCUCAAGGCCUACCCCAAGCUCAAUUCGCAUCUGCACGCCGGCAGCGGCAGCGGCACCGACGUCCAACUCGUGCUCAAAGGCGCCCAUAACUUCGGCAUCGCCGUGGACACGCCGGCGGGCCUCCUGGUGCCGGUGGUGACCAACGUGCAAGACCAUUCGAUUGUUUCGCUGGCGGCGGAAAUCGCCCGGUUGUCGGAGCUGGCGCGGGCCGGUCGCCUGGCCCCCGACCAGUUCCGCAACGCCACCUUUUCCGUGAGCAACAUUGGAGCCAUCGGCGGCGACGCCGUCGCUCCCAUCAUCGUGCCGCCCAGUGUCGGCAUCCUGGGCGUCGGGGCCCUGCAGGAAGUGCCGGUGUUCGGGAAGGACGAGCAGGGCAACGAGGCCCUUCUCAAGCGGGAGCAGAUCACGCUGAGUUGGUCGGCCGAUCAUAGGAUCGUCGACGGCGCCACGGUGGCCAAGGCGGCCAAGCUGAUGGGGAGCUUGUUGGAAGAUGUGCAGAGUCUGAGUCUGGUGGCACGAUAG
This is a messenger RNA of Capronia epimyces CBS 606.96, 1584 nucleotides long. RefSeq lists its product as uncharacterized. Gene Ontology annotation, molecular function: acetyltransferase activity; lipoic acid binding. Lineage: Eukaryota; Fungi; Ascomycota; Eurotiomycetes; Chaetothyriales; Herpotrichiellaceae. Gene Ontology annotation, cellular component: cytoplasm; mitochondrion. The transcript has 4 exons. The record is from RefSeq and is a predicted model, not a curated record. Bases 1 to 1584 code for a protein of 527 amino acids.